Messenger RNA from Ustilaginoidea virens, 1554 nucleotides. RefSeq lists its product as uncharacterized. Bases 1 to 1554 code for a protein of 517 amino acids. The record is from RefSeq and is a predicted model, not a curated record. NCBI's taxonomy places the organism in Eukaryota, Fungi, Ascomycota, Sordariomycetes, Hypocreales, Clavicipitaceae. The transcript has 2 exons.
AUGUCCAUCUUUUCGUCGCUCAGAAAGAGUCGCCAGCAGGCCAAGGAACACAACGCCAAGGCGGCCGAGCAGAAGAAGAAGGAAGAGGCCACGGUUCCGUACAAGCAUGUCCCCACGCACGCCGCCACGGAUGCCUUCGCAAGCGCCCCGCCGAGCUGGAGAGAGGCCGAUCGACCCCGAAUCCUCGAGCAGAACCGCAGACGGAGCUCCAUGAUGGCCAGCGGCCACCACAUGAACAUGCCCGGCGUGCCGCGCGUCGGCAGCAGCCUCUCCCGGGUUUCCUACCCCGGCCAGGGCGUCAGUCCCAUGGUCCGCAUGUCUCGAGCCCACAGCUACGUGGGUGUUUCGCCCUAUCCGGCCGGUGCUCGCGACAGCCAGGAAAUCAUGUACUCGGCUCCGGACGUGGCCUACCUACCGCAACUGUCGCUCAAGGGGAAGGAGGUUCCUCGCGCUUACGACCCGCAGCGCAUCAGCCCGGCUUCAAGCAAAGGUGAACCUUCUCCCGUGGAAAGCUUCAGCGGCUCAAACAGUUCCCAGGACGAACUCGAGAUGAAGCCUUGCAAACCCACGCCCCGGACCCCUGAAGGAGGGACUGCGCAUCGUUUGCACCCGAGCCAUGCUCGCCGAAAGUCGGAUGCUUCCGUCAGCCGGCACGCCUCGCCGAGCCCAGUCAAAACCCAGCACACGAGCCUCUCGCGCGACUCGCGCCCGCCGCCGUCGACCAGAGGCUUCGGACACAUUCCUGCCAGCGCUUCUGUGCCGCCGGUCAUGGCGGGCAUCUUGCCUGGCUCUCUGUCGUCUCAGCAUCUGUCGCCUCAGCAUCUGUCGCCUCAGCAUCUGUCGCCUCAGCAUCUGUCGCCUCAGCAUCUGUCCCCCCAGCAUCUGUCCCCCCAGCAUCUGUCCCCCCAGCAUCUGUCGCCUCAGCAUCUGUCCCCCCAGCAUCUGUCCCCCCAGCAUGCUACUGCUACCGGCCAAAGCGGGGGCAGUACGCCAUCACCUACGAAUACCCUUGCGCCGUCAUCACGUCAGGGCUCUGCUUCGUCCCUUGUCGGUCUCUCCCACACUACAACCACGAAACCUGCAGCUGCAGCCAACCCGCUCUCGUCCACAUCAAACAGGCACGACCACUCUUGGAGCUGGGCGGUCCCAUCCGAGCCAGCGUCGGACUUUGCAUCCUCGGCGGCCGUUGGCAACGGAGCUGGGAGCUCGGACGAAUCUGGUGCAGGUAUGGCCUAUGCCGGGCGACCGCAGCCCGGAUUCGGCCAAAGGCAGCCCGCAAAGCCGAACCGACAGCAAGACACGGGUCUCGUCAAGCAGAAUGUGUGGGGUGCGCAAGAUGCCGUCACCCCACCCCCGCGUGUGGACCACAGCCGGAUGCCGCCUCUAGCAGCACCCGAACAUCUCGUCAAUGUGUUUCCCGAGGAGGCAGGAUACGACGUGAUGCCACCGCCGGGCGGCGACAACAAGGUGCACAAAUCCAGCGGCGGCAGGCUUGUAAAGAAGAAGAAGGCCCAGCGAUGGUCCAACGCAAAGACACCAGCAGUUGCCGCGUAG